UCGUCAAAUGAUCCUCAUUUAUGCAAAACGAAGGUACUGGAAAAAAUAUAUUUAAGGUCUGUGGCUCCUCCUCUGAGAUCCCCCUCCUGACUGUGAUGCAGAGGAGGGGCUGAGUCCUCCUCUCCAGUAGACCAUCCCUGCGCUGUUCAAUUCUUGUCUUCAGAAGAGACUUUUCUUUUUUGAAUAUCCGCGCUGCGGCCAUUCCCAGGCUGGCGCGCGACCAGCAGCCGAGGCCCGGGCGGCGAGGGGGGCGGCGAGGCGGGCGGCGCGGUGCAGAUCGCCGGGAGGCGCACGCCCCGCGAGGGACGGCGCCUGCGAGCCACAGCGCCCGCAGGUGACGGCGACCGCGAGUGACCGCAGCUCGCCCGCAGGUCCCGGGCGCGGCACCGGGCGUGCACCCCGGGGCGGCUCGGCCCGCUUCGCGCGUGGCCGCGGCCGACUCCGCAAGUCCCGGUACGGCUCCGUGCUACCUAGGGCACCGACUCCGCCGGGCCCGAAACAGCUGCGCUCUGAUGUGCCUGCCGCCCGCCGGAAAAUCGGCCCCGCGCGGAGGCCGCUCCUGCCCCGCAGGCCUUCAGCCCCAGGCGCCCUGAGGAACCUAGGGAGAAGCUGCCAGCGGGGACCGAGCGACGCCCGGCUGCAACGCGAAACGCCUGAGGAAGUUUGUCCCCUUCUGCGCGCUGUAUCGCCCGGUGUGGGAGCGCGCGGACAUGGGCGAGACCAUGUCCAAGAGGCUGAGGCUGCACUUGGGCGGGGACGCAGACAUGGAGGAGCGGGCGUUUGUCAACCCCUUCCCGGAUUACGAUGCCGCCGGCGCCGCGGGGCUUGCGGCCGGAGCGGCCGAGGAGACAAGCAGCGCCCGGCUCCCGUCUGUCGCCGACGAGCUUGGCCUCCCUUUCCACUCAGACGGGAAGAUCAUUCAAAAUUUCACUAGGAGGAUCCAGACCAAAAUCAAAGAUCUUCUACAACAAAUGGAAGAAGGGCUGAAGACAGCUGAUCCUCAUGAUUGCUCUGUUUAUACUGGUUGGACAGGCAUAGCCCUCCUAUACCUGCAGCUGCACCGGGUCACUGGUGACCAGACUCACCUGCUGCGAUCCCUGGAUUAUGUCAAGAGAACGCUUCGGAAUCUGAAUGGCCGCAGGGUCACUUUUCUCUGUGGAGAUGCCGGGCCGCUUGCAGUCGGAGCUGUGGUCUAUCAUAAACUCAAGAGUGACUGCGAGUCCCAGGAAUGCAUCAUAAAACUUUUGCAGUUGCAUAGAACCAUUGUCUGCCAGGAGUCUGAGCUCCCUGAUGAGUUGUUAUAUGGACGGGCAGGGUAUCUAUAUGCCUUACUGUACCUGAACACGGAGAUUGGCCCAGGCACCGUGUGCGAAUCUGCUAUUAAAGAGGUAGUCAGUGCUAUUAUUGAAUCAGGCAAGACUUUGGCAAGGGAAGAAAGAAAAGCUGAGCGCUGUCCCUUGUUGUAUCAGUGGCACAGGAAGCAGUAUGUUGGAGCAGCCCAUGGCAUGACUGGCAUCUACUACAUGUUAAUGCAGCCAGCAGCAAAAGUCAACCAAGAAACCUUGACAGAAAUGGUCAAGCCUAGUAUCGAUUAUGUGCGCCACAAAAAAUUUCGAUCUGGGAAUUAUCCAUCUUCAUUAAGCAAUGAAACAGAUCGCUUGGUGCACUGGUGCCAUGGUGCCCCUGGAGUCAUCCACAUGCUCAUGCAAGCCUAUAAGGUUUUUAAGGAGGAGAAGUAUUUGAGAGAUGCCAUGGAGUGCAGCGACGUGAUUUGGCAGCGAGGUCUUCUCCGGAAAGGUUAUGGCAUCUGCCACGGUACUGCUGGGAAUGGCUACUCUUUCCUAUCCCUUUACCACCUCACGCAGGACAAGAAGUACCUCUAUCGAGCCUGCAAGUUUGCAGAGUGGUGUCUGGACUACGGAGCGCACGGGUGCCGCAUCCCUGACAGGCCCUACUCCCUCUUUGAAGGCAUGGCCGGAGCUAUUCACUUUCUCUCCGAUAUCCUCACGCCAGAGACAUCACGGUUUCCCGCGUUUGAACUUGGCUCUGCCCAGAGGGAUUAAAAAGGUGCAAUAAAACAACUAAAUUACCUUUUGGACCAAAAGCCUCCAGAUUGUCCAGUGCCUGACACAGCCAACUGUGAAUCCUGAAAGAAAAAAGGCAGACACCUUUCCAGGCCCCUUUGCUAUAGAGACUUUCAAGUUAGAGCAUGAGUGUCAGAAGCCAUUCCAUCAGCGUUUGUGACAGUGUUGCCCUGUGUGUGUGAUAGGAGUUUCUCACAUUGGUUCCUAUAGUGUCUGCAUGGUCCUUCGUGUUGUCUGUAAGUGUGAGUUGUUCUCUUCACACGCGCAAGGCUGAGCUUGCACAGUUCUAUUGGCCGCCAUGUUUCUGUGUAUAAUGCAUAAGGGCGUUGUCCAUGGACAGGCAGGAACUGUCAGGAGACGUCUCUUAUAUAUUAGAAAGAUCAUCAAGGGCGGCAUUCUAGUAAGAAGGCCUUGGUGGUUUCCAUGGGUACCUUUCUAAAGAAUGUGAAGGAAAGACCAAUCCAAACACGGAAGGAACAGUAGACAAGAGGGCAUCUGCUGGCACGUUUGGGGAAGGCACUUUUAGGGGCACCUCCCUCCACUGUGUUGGGCUGGCCUUGGGUUGUCAAGAGGUGGGACUCCAUCAGUGGCCCUGUUAUUUCCUGAACCUUACAUGAAGUUCACAAGGCUCCUUGGCACGAGGUGCUAGGCAGUCAUGGGUGGUGAACUUUACAAUACCAUGCUGACCACACCGUAAGUAGCAAUGACUUAAUGGUGGUAAAUGUAGAACAUUCACCUGGGUGUAUUUUAUUACAACAGAUCCCAUUGCAGUUUUACCAACUGAUAACUUAAUUAUUUUAAGAACAGUGAAUGAAUUGGAAAGGGGUGAUAGAGCACCAAAAAGUUUAAAGUGAGCUUAGCUGCAAGUGCAUAGAUUUAGUUGAGGAUUGUCCUCAGUAUAAAUUUGGAAUAAAUACAUUCCUUAUUUUUGUGUACUUCAGAGGAAUAAAAUCAGAAGUACUCAUCUGCAUUUGUACGUAUGAGGAGCAACAUUAAUGUUCUAACAAGAAAAUUAGAGCAUGAUCUGGGUGACACUUUCUUAAAACGGAUAAUUUCAAUUAGCACCCCCACACACACUUAGUAAGUCUGUUGUGUAGAAUUCUGUUUUAGAAGAGUUUUUAUGUCAUCGGGUAUAAGUAGCCAAGAAAUUUCUGAGAACUUCAUCUGAGCAAGGUAAGGUGCUCAUUGCAGAAUACAAGACUUGGCUUGGUCCUUGUCUACAGGGGGCAUUUAAGGAUUCAUCAGACCUGGUUUCCAAUUAUUUUGUAAAGGGAGGAGAAUAAUAACCCAUUUUGAAGAGCAGUUGCUUUUGCUCAUGUGCAGUUUUCUGGGCAUUGCUAAAUCGAAUGUGUGGAUCUGUCUCUCUGAACGUGUGACCUUCAGUUUCUAAGGGAUGCCCUUGAGUCUCCUCACUGCAGGAAGCCCUGUGUCUGAGUCACAGUUUCCUUCAUGUUAGCUUGGUGAUUUGACCCUCAUGAUUAAGCUUUAAGUGACUUCCUGCUAGUCGAUGGCUUUUCAGAGGAGCUCAGCACCCCAUUCUAGCUGGUGGGAAUGUUUUGCAGAGUCUUAUCCAACAGCAUAGUUCCCACCCACGUCACCAAAGAAUGACACAGACAGAGCUUGCUGAAGAGGCCCUGACUGUCUCCUGUCUGGGGAAGCGAAGUGUGGGGCUCACCGAAUCCCUGGGCUCUUGGCCAGCCCUUCUCUGCGAGGAGGCCACUGGGGACUCUUAGCCAAGUUGACUCUUAGCUCCCUGGGCAUCUACCAGGUGCACUUGCUCCUGUGCAUGUGUGCAAAUCUGCUCACCUUUCUGUCCAACAUGCUAAGAAAAAGAUAAAAUACCUGUGGACUAAAUUGAGAUUUUAUUUUCAGAGUUUUAAAAGCCUGCUGAGAUGACAUGUUGCUCCUUAUCCACUAGAUACUGGCAGAUGUGUGGUUCUAGGAUUCUACAUGGACCUGCUUCCUCCUGUCUGUCAUAUGGGCUGCUAUGCCUUCAGGGCCAGCUGCCAGUUCCUACAGGCAGGGAAGAAGUGGCACCACAUAGGAUGGGGGGGGGGUAACACAGAUAUCCAUUUACCCGUUCUAAGUAUUCAAGAUCAGAUUUCAAAGCAUCUCAUGUCCAUUUAUUGAACUUGUUUGUGUUCACAACUGUGUUCUCCAGAAUGUGUUUAAAAUGUAAAAGUGUGUACAUACACAAUACCAUUUUAAACUCUGAAGGAAAGAAAUUGAUGUCCACAAAAGUGUUUAGGAUUCUUUGGUUUUGUUAGUAAAAACAAAAAACAAAACAAAACA
Molecule: messenger RNA, 4376 nt
Organism: Cavia porcellus (domestic guinea pig)
Lineage: Eukaryota; Metazoa; Chordata; Mammalia; Rodentia; Caviidae
Gene: Lancl2
Product: LanC like glutathione S-transferase 2
Exons: 9
Coding region: 711-2063 (450 amino acids)
Biological process (GO): peptide modification; carbohydrate metabolic process
Cellular component (GO): plasma membrane
Source: RefSeq, a predicted model, not a curated record